Fusarium keratoplasticum is the source of this 4812-nucleotide messenger RNA. RefSeq names its product Non-specific serine/threonine protein kinase. Gene Ontology annotation, molecular function: ATP binding; eukaryotic translation initiation factor 2alpha kinase activity; protein binding. The transcript is spliced from 6 exons. The record is from RefSeq and is a predicted model, not a curated record. NCBI's taxonomy places the organism in Eukaryota, Fungi, Ascomycota, Sordariomycetes, Hypocreales, Nectriaceae. The coding region runs from base 1 to 4812 and encodes 1603 amino acids. Gene Ontology annotation, biological process: regulation of translational initiation by eIF2 alpha phosphorylation; DNA damage checkpoint signaling.
AUGGCGUGGCAAUCAGGGGUAUGGAAGUCGCCCUUGAACCUUAGCAAGAACAACGAUGAGUCAAGCUUUCCGGGCCUCCAGCCCGCCGCGAGCCCGGAGGCUACCAACAAGAUUGAAUAUGAUGAACUGCAGCAGAAUGAGCUCCUCGCCCUUGAGGCCAUCUAUGGCGAAGACUUUGUCAUGCACACGGGAACUCACAGUGCUUGGAAGAGAACAGAUCCUGCUUUUGAUAUACGAAUAAAAGCUUCGAGAGACGAAGACUUUGCUGUCACUCUCGGGUUUGUCAUGACUGCGACGUACCCGAAGUCUCCCCCGUUGAUCACCUUGAAGGACUAUGACCUUAAGGAAGUCACCCAGUUCAAGAUCCAAAAGUUCCUCGAGACGCAACCGAAGAUCUUUGCGCAGGAUCAGCAGGAGAUGAUCGACCAGAUUGUCGAAGGAGUUCGGGAUAUCCUCGAAGAUGCCGCCCAAGCAAAGGCAGAUGGCAAACACUUGCCGUCCCUCGAGGAGGAGCGAGAACGACACGAGGCCUCCAUGGCGAAGCUAGCGCAAGCUAAGAAGGAGGAAGACGAUCGCAAGAAGAUGGAGGAAACAAAAGAAGAAGAACGUGUCAUGGCCGAGAUGCUCCAGCAGCAGAUUGAUCGCCAACGACAAAAGGCCAAGGAGUCGAAGCGUCGCCCCAAUGGCAAGACUCCCCAGCAGCCCACCUCAAGCACCGAGACGGAAGAGCUCAUCGAGUUCGACCAAUAUUGCAAUACGACGGACAAGUCGGGGAACAUUCUCACCUUCAAGGCUGUUGCUAGCAAAUGCGACCCCCGACAGGGCCCUGUCUCGGUUGUCUAUACGGUCAGGCCUGUCCUUGCUAACGGCCAGGGCAGCCAGACGAUGGCACUCAAGGAAGCUGUUUUGCGCACUAGUAGUAAGGACUCCAAAGAGUUCAAGGUGCAGCUGCAGAGUCUCGAGUCGCGUCUUCAGGACCUCAAGACGGUAAAGCGAGUUCACCACCGCCACCUCGUCGAGGUCCUGGACUUCAAGGUCCAGAGUGGAAUCGCCACUGACCCGACCGUCCCAAAUGCAUGGACAGUAAGCGUCUUGACGCCGCUGGCGGAAAAGGGUCCCCUGGAGGAGCUCUUGGAACUUGCUGGGCAGAUUGAGAUUGGCAAAGUGCGGUCUUGGACGCGUGACUUGCUAGAUGCGCUCAACUUUCUUCACAACAAGAACAUUGCCCAUCAAGAUAUUCAUGCAGGGAACAUCCUGCUGUUCCGAGAGUCCACAGGUGAAAUCGUUCCCAAGAUCUCCGACUCGUGGUAUCAGAGAGAGAUCCACGCCAUCAGCUCGCACAAGCCGGGACCCCCAGGGAUGACUACUGCCAAGUCUGCUUACUGGCUGCCACCAGAGGUUGCUGCUGCGUCCAAACCUCAGUAUACAUACAAGACUGAUAUUUGGGACUUUGGUGUUGUCUUUGUUCAGAUGAUCUUUGGUCUUGAUGUGCUGCGGACAUACUCGUCGCCCAAGAAUCUGAUGGAAUCGCUUACUCUGUCCCAUUCGUUGCAUGAGCUGGUCAGCAGAUUCUUCAAAGAGGACAAGCAAAAGAGGCCACGGGCUUUUGAGCUUGGAUCCAGUGAGUUCUUGGCUACUGAUGCGCCAGUCCUCUUUGACGACACGGCCGCGAUGCUAUCGAGCAGCCCUUCCAUAUCCUCAUUGCAAGUGAUUCCUGCAAGACUGAGGCGUGACUCUACUACCCGAGGCCCUGCCUUGUCCAGAUACACUGAAGACUUUGUUGAAGAAGGCAGGCUUGGGAAGGGCGGCUUCGGUGAGGUGGUCAAGGCAAGGAAGAAGCUUGAUGGUCAGAUUUAUGCCAUCAAGAAGAUCACGCAGCGCUCGCAGGCCAGUCUUACUGAAAUAUUGAAGGAGGUUCGGCUGCUUUCUCAGCUCAGUCAUCCCGCUGUUGUUCGAUACUACAACACCUGGGUAGAGGAGAUCCCAGACCAAACAGACACCGAGGACGAUACUUCGACGGGUUACUUUACGGAAGAUACCCGAGGGACUGGGUCGGCUGGAAUUGACAUCCAGUUUGCUACUAGCACCGGAGGCCUCGAUUUCAUGUCCUCGAAUGCUAAUGUGGACUUUGGGUUCGAUGACUCCGACGACUCUGAUGAUGACGAGGACGACGAUGAGGACGAUGACGAUGAUUAUUCAGACAGCGAUGUGGCUAUCGGCCGUGUUCUUUCGCCUGACAAGGAGAGAAACGCCGCAAUGUUACGGCGUGCUCGGUAUCAGCGAUCGUAUCGAACAAUUCUAUACAUCUCGAUGGAGUACUGUGAAAAACGGACCCUUAGGGAUCUCAUUGCGAGAAACUUGUAUAAGAAUACAGCCGAAAUCUGGCGCCUCUUCCGCCAGGUCUUGGAAGGCUUGGCCCAUAUUCACGGACUCAGCAUCGUCCACCGUGACUUGAAGCCAGAGAACAUUUUCAUCAGCAGUGGCUCUGACGGCAUCGACAAUGUCAAGAUUGGCGACUUUGGACUUGCCACCAGUGGACAAUUCUCAGUGGACAAGGUGGCUGCCAACACUCUUGAGACGGAUGAUAUGACAAGGAGUAUUGGCACUGCCUACUACUCUGCGCCCGAAAUCAAGUCAACUGUGAAUGGAAUGUAUAGCACAAAAGUUGAUAUGUACUCUUUGGGCAUCAUCUUCUUCGAGAUGUGCUACAUUCCCAUGAUGGGCAUGCAAAAGGCCGAUGUGCUUGGUCAACUUCGACGAGUCAAGCCGGUUUUGCCAUCUGACUUCAAGCCGGCAGACAAGGUUCAGACUGAGAUUGUGCUCUCUCUUGUCAAUCACAACCCCAAAGAGAGACCUUCAAGUGCAGACCUCCUCAAGAGCGGCAAGCUGCCGGUUCAAAUGGAGAGUGAGACUAUCAGACGCACCCUUGCUGGACUUGCUGAUCCCAGCUCGCCAUACUAUCGCAAGAUGCUUUCAACCUUGUUCGCAAAGCCCAUGGAACCUACAAAGAACUAUGCCUGGGAUAUGUUCUCUGCGGGCCCAAGUCCCCAGGAGUUGCUCAAUCAAGGGAUUGUCAAGAAGUCUCUCAUCAGCAUCUUCCGCCGUCAUGGUGCGCUGGAAUGCCCCAGGGGAGUCAUAUAUCCUCGCUCGUCUCAUUACGGAGAUAAUGCCGUGCAGCUUUUGGACGCCAACGGAAACGUGCUUCAGCUUCCAUACGAUCUCACUAUGGGCAAUGCACGAAUGAUGGCCAAACAAGCCACUGGUCCUGUGUUACAAAGGACCUUUACCUUUGGCAACGUUUUCCGUGAUAAGCAAGACACGGGCCAGCCCCUGAUGUUUGGCGAAGUCGACUUUGACAUUGUCACGACUGACGCACUGGAUCUAGCAAUGAAGGAGGCUGAGGUUCUAAAAGUGAUUGACGAGAUCAUUCACACAUUCCCUUCCCUGUCUUCGACGGUCAUGUGCUUCCACCUGGGACACUCUGAUCUUUUGCAGCUUAUUUUCGAGUAUUGCGGCAUUGAACCAGCGUGCAGACGCGCAACUGCAGAUGUUCUGAGCAAGCUGAACAUCCACAACCACACAUGGCAGAAGAUUAGGAUCGAGCUGCGGUCGGCGGCCGUGGGUGUAUCAGCGACAAGCGUGGACGAACUACAACGAUUCGAUUUCAGGGACACGCCAAACAAGACGUUUUCCAAACUGAAGACCCUAUUUGAAGGCAGCGACAUGUACCAGCGGGCCUCACCCACAAUUGCGCACCUGAAGGAAGUCAUUGAGUAUUGCAAACGCCUAGGGGUCGGGACCAAGGUCUACAUCAACCCCCUGAACAGCUUGAAGGAGGGCUUCUACACGGGGGGCAUCCUUUUUUCGUGCCUCUACGACAAGAAGACCAAGGACGUCUUUGCAGCUGGUGGGAGAUAUGACCAGCUUAUCAAGGAACACCGACCCAGAAUCGGUGGCCAGUUUGGUGAGAGGCACGCGGUUGGAUUUAGCUUGGCAUGGGAACGCUUGGCAAGAGUUUCCAAAGUCAGCGGACGAGCGUUCCUCAAGAAGGGAGAGGAGGAAGGAAACGGCAUGUUUAAUACUCGAAGGUGUGACGUUUUGGUUGCCAGUUUUGACGCCGCUCUGCUCAGAUCAUCUGGUGUUGAACUUCUUCAAAUGCUCUGGGCUCACGAUAUCAGCGCGGAAAUGGCCAAGGACGCGAGAUCUCCUGACGAGUUGCUGUCGAAGCACCGCGACGAGGUGUACUCGUGGAUCAUCAUUAUCAAGCAGGACUCCAUCCUGAAGAUUAAGAGCAUGGGCAGAAAGGACGCACCAGACGUCGAUAUUCCGUCAACACAGCUGCUAUCUUGGCUCCGAGGUGAGAUCCGAGAACGCGACGCGAGGUCUGUGGUGAAGCUUCGAGGCAACAGUUCUCAGGCCGAACCCAGCGGCUCGGGCGACAAGGAUCCGGAGCAGGAGGUUCGAGUACUCGUGGCCCAGACACGGAGCAAGAAGUUCAACCGUAGAACGGUGGUGGAACAAGCCCAGGUCAGCGCCAGCAGCGUAGUGCGAUCGUUCCUCGACGGACCAAUCCUCGCCAUCGAGACGACAGACCAAGUCAUGGACCUGAUCCGCGAGACGUGCCUCUCCGAGCCCGAGAGCUGGCGGCAAGUCGAGCACGCGGUGACGACGUCAGAGAAGAAGUACAUCCGCGAGAUCCACGACCAGUUGGACACGUGGCGGUACAAAUUUGAGAAGAAGAACGGGACGAGACACUCGUUCUUGUACAACUUUCGGUCUGGCAACUGCAUCUACUAUGAUUUGGGCAACUGA